Amphiprion ocellaris (clown anemonefish) is the source of this 2916-nucleotide messenger RNA. RefSeq names its product inactive serine protease 35-like. The transcript is spliced from 2 exons. Gene Ontology annotation, biological process: proteolysis. Gene Ontology annotation, molecular function: serine-type endopeptidase activity. The coding region runs from base 883 to 2214 and encodes 443 amino acids. NCBI's taxonomy places the organism in Eukaryota, Metazoa, Chordata, Actinopteri, Pomacentridae. The record is from RefSeq and is a predicted model, not a curated record.
CUGACAUCGUGGCUCGACAUGGAAUGAUCAACAGUCACAAUUCAGAAAGCAAAAGAUCAGAUUAGAUGGAGAGAAAUGAUCAUCUACGCUGAAUGGCACGGCACUUGAUUGAUUGAUAUCAAAAAUGGUCAAAGUGACUCUAAAUGUUUCCAAAACUAGAUUGAAAUUGUCCAAAAUCUAAACAUAUCCUAGCACUUGAAACUUGUCCAAACUGAUCAGAAAAUUGGCAAAAUAUGUGGAUAAAUUGUCCAGAAUGACUUAAAAUGUGUCUAUUUAUGACAAGUAUGAUGUGAAUCAACUUCCGGUGCGUUUAAGGUGAUUUCUGCAAACACAUCUAGCAUCCUAAACCUGCUGCCUGAGAGGAAACUGCUGUUUGAGCAGCGUCUGAUUGGCCAGAAGAAGGAGUUUCUGCUCUGAAUGAACUCUUGUUGCACAGCGGCACUGAAAAUACAAUAGCAGGGGUUAAAAACACUCUGGACAUGCUUCAAAUGUCAUGAAUGCUGACUUUUUAACUGCAGAAGCGUCGCGUCUCUGUGCCUUUCGCCUUGAAAACGUCGCUGUUCUGCGCGUAAUUCACAUAUUUGCUGAAGAACACCUGAACUGGGCUCCACAUGGCUCUGCUUUGGACCUGGAAUCUGAUCACAUGAUCUAAACGUUCAUUCAUGCUGCUGCUCUGACUCCCCCCUCCUGUCACGUUUUUUUUUCUCUCCAUCAGAUGAAGGUUUCUGUGCUCAGCCACUCCAUGCGCACCAGACUCUUCCUUUUUUUUCGCCCUCAGGAACGAUGGAACCAGUCUGGAAGUCGUUUGGAUAGAAAGAGUUUUUAAUUAACCAGGAGAACAUCUACUGGACCGUCUGCAGGUGUUUGAAUGUUUGCAGUGAAAUGGGCCUCGGACGCUUCAUUGGAGUGCUGUUUUGUGCAGCUGCUCUCGCAGUUUCUGCAGUUUGUGAAGCGAACAGGUGGAGCAGACAGGAACUUCCAGAGCUGCAGGUCAAACAUACAUCACUUUUAAACCCUCCUCAGUUCAGAGGACAGCAGCAGGAUGAGGACAGCGAAGGGAGGGAGACGCUUUGUGGAAUAGAGUGCCAAAGCAGCCUGCCGCCGGUGGACCUCGCCGAGCAGGAGAGGAUUCUGGGAUACGAGACGAUGCACGAAAAUGGCACUCGAAUGCACUCAGACAUCAGCCUGCAGGGAUUCAACAAGACGCAUUUGCCCGCGGGUCGAACCCGAAGGAAGCGGCAGGUUUACGGAGCCGAUGGACGCUUCGUGAUCUCGGACUCCCACUUCGUCACCAACUACCCGUUUUCCGCCACCGUCCGACUCUCCACCGGAUGCUCUGGAGUCCUCGUGUCUCCGAAACACGUUUUGACAUCCGCACGCUGCAUCCACGAUGGCAGGGACUACCUGGACGGCGCCCAGAGGCUGAGAGUUGGAGUGUUGCAGCUGAAGACGAAGAGACGGAGGCUGGGCGGGUGGAGGGGAGGAAGACGAAGGGCCGGGAGGAGGAAGAAAAAGAAGGAGGACGGAGAGGAGCAGCCAAUGAAUGAAGGCGAUGAGAAGAACAGCAUCGAUGGAGAUGUGGCGAGGAAGGGAGGCGGAAGACGGCGAGGAAGGAAAUCUGAGAAGAGAGAUGGAGGGAAAAGCCCCAAUCGGAUCCGACGCAGCGCCGAACCCAAGAAGCUGCCGGUGUUUCGAUGGACUCGAGUUAGAAAGCUGCAGAUCCCUCAGGGAUGGAUGCACGAUAAGAGCUCCAAUGUCUCCCCGGACUACGACUACGCCCUGCUGGAGCUGAGAAGGCCCAUCAAGCAAAAGCACAUGGAGCUCGGCGUGGCUCCAUUGGCGACCCCUCUGGCCCGAAUCCACUUCUCGGGCUUCGACGGCGACAAAAGCCUGCAGGACGGCAGUGGAAAUGAGAAGGUGGUUUAUCGUUUCUGCUCGGUGGUGAAGGAGUCAGACGACCUGAUGUACCAGCACUGUGAUGCCCAGCAAGGAGCGACCGGUGCCGGGGUUUACGUCCGCCUGAAACAGGAUGGUGGAGGCGGGAAGGGGAAGUGGCAGCGGAGGGUGAUCGGGGUGUUUUCGGGGCAUCGGUGGGUGGAGGUGGAAGGAGGCGAGCUGAGGGACUUUAACGUGGCGGUGAGGAUCACGCCGGCUAAAUACGCCCAGAUCUGCCACUGGAUCCAAGGAGAUCUGAGUCUGUGCAAAGAGGUUUGAACCGACCGAACAAAAGAUCCACAAAAGAAAAAAGAUCUGUUCAUGGAGACUCAAAAACCAAGGAGAUGUCUGAGGAACGGUUAAAAAACCCUUCAUUCAAUAAUAGGACUUAGAAGCUUUAUAACAAGUGUACUUCCUAAGUGAAGUAAAAAUAAGCACUGCAAUCACUCUUCAAACACUGAAUCAGCCAAUAGUGUCUUGCUAUUCAGUAUUGUAUACUGGUGUGAACAAAAGUUUCAAUACCCUUGUAAAGACUGUGUAUGUUUAUCUGGAUCUUCCAAAUUCUCCUAAAACUCUCUGAAGUUCAACAUUUUGAUUAGAAACUUGUCUGUAAUUGAAGUUCUAGGAACAUCAAUAAUCAACCAAUAACUGUUUUUCAACCUGCACAGAAUAAUUAGGUCUAGAAGAACUCAAAGAACCCUUUAUUUUGAAAAAAUUCUUGAAGACUAUCUUGAAAGUGGUUCCUUAAAGAACCUAUUUGUGCUUAUUUUCACCAUUCUGGUGACAAAAGGAGCCAUUUUUUAUUCUUUGAUGCACCUUUGGGAGUUCUUGAAAAGAAAACUCUUGCUAAAGCAUUAUUUGUGGAUCUAAAAAUGGUGCCUCUGUGGCAUCACUUAAAAAGAACCAUUUUUGGUUCCAGUUACCACCUUUUUUCCCCCUCUGAGUCUAUCAGUAUGUGUGUUUUAUUUAUAUAUAUAUAUA